CUGCCGCGGCCCCCGCCAGAGCCCCUCGCCGGGAGCCGCGGGCCGAGCGCUGCAGGGAGUUUUCCGGGGCAGGGCGCGGGCCCGGGCUGGCGGGUUGGGGGUGCCGCAGGACUCUUCUCCCCGACAGGUCCGGGCUGGGAGCGGGCUUGGCGGCUCCAGCGCUGCUUCCCUGCCAGAGCCGGCGGCGCGGAGAGGCGCCCGGGAGGGGGCACUGCACCCUGAGGUGCUCGUGGAGAGGCUGGAAGAGCUCUGGUCGGGGCGCUCCAGGCGCAGCGAUGCCCGCACUCCGCCACCGGCAUUUCGGGGUUAUGGGCUGUGCCAGGCAUGGCCGGGUGCUGGGCUCUUGGCCUGGCUUAUAUGCCCCCGAGCCCUGCCCCUUCUGCGCAGGCCAGAGUGGGGUCUACAGGGCUGGCAGGGCCAGGACGGAGAAGACGGUUGGGCCCAGAGGAUGGGCAGCCCCCAAAGGGAAAGCAUGGCAUCACUGCCCCCAGUGCCAGAAGUGCUUCAAGCACAGCUCGUCCCUUUGCACCCACCGGCGCCUGCACGCAGGGGAGAAGCCCUAUGCGUGCCCGGACUACGGGCGUUGCUUCCGCCAUGGCUCGCACCUGGCCACACACCAGCGCCUGCACACGGGCGAGAAGCCCCAUGUCUGCCCGGACUGCGGGCGUCAGUUCCGCCACGGCUCAUCCCUGUCCACACACCGGCGCCUGCACCAGGGGGAGAAGCCCCACACUUGCCCAGACUGCGGCCACUGCUUCCGGCAGAGCUCCCACCUCAUCGCCCACUGGCGCCGGCACACAGGUGAACGCCCUUACAGCUGCCCUCACUGCGGGCGCUGCUUCGCCAGGCACUUGGCCUUCACCACCCACCAGUGGAUCCACACGGGCCAGAAGGCCCAUGCCUGCCCAGUGUGUGGGCGCAACUUCCGCCACAGCUCCUCGCUGGCCACCCACUGCCACCUGCACAUGGGCGAGAAGCCCCAUGCCUACCCAGACUGUGGGUGCUGCUUUCGCCAGGCCUCCCACCUCAUUGCCCACCACCUCCUACAUACUGCCAGUGGUCCCUUCCACUGCCCUGGCUGUGCGAAGGCUUUCCAGCAUGGCACCCAGCUUCUACGGCACUGCCGGAGGGUGCCGGUGAUGUUUGCAGAGGUUGCCGUGGUAUUCGCAACAGCUGAGUGGGCCCUGUUGGAUGAGAGCCAGCGCAUGCUGUACAGGGAGACCACCCUGGAGACCUACCAGAACCUGGCCUCCCUGGGGGUCCCUGUCCUCAAGCCCCAUGUUGUAGCCUGCCUGGAGCAUGGAGAGGAGCCUGUGGUGGUUGCUGCCCAGGGCCCUGGCGAUGUGGAAACCUCGGCAGGCACCUGCACAGGGACUGCCUCAUGUCUGGAUUCUUCAUUACCCCCCAGUGGUGAUGGAUGCCCCAGAAGGUGGGACAUGGACCCCAAGGGCAGCCUGGGGAAGCGUUGGCCCUGCGCCAUCCCCAGUCGUGUGCUAGCACAGACUGUUGCUGUGACUCCUAGUGCCGUGCCAGAGAUCCCCCACGGCAGAGCUGCUGCCCCCAGGCCCCUGGGGCACCUGCCCCCCAGACCAGUGCCCUCGCCCUGCCUUCAGGCUGAGGGCAAAGGGCAUGGGGGGCCAGUGCACCCCCAAACCUGCCAGCCUUGGGGGCUUAACAAGUGGCCUGUGCCUGUUGGGCUGGAGCUAGGCCUGGCCCAGACCACAGCCCCCUCUGCUAGCCUGGGGCAGAGGCGCCUGGGGGAGCUGCUCUGGACCAAGCGACAUCUGUCACUGUCCAGCCCAGGUUCUACCCCCUAGCGGCCAGGGGCUGUCCUGGGGGAGGGGGCUGGGCCCAUGUGCACAGCCUAGGACAGGGGGGUGAUAGGCUCUCUGGGCAGGAAACUUACAGGGUAGGGGAGGGGUCUCUAGGUGGGGAAGGCCUAUGGACCCCACAGGGAUGGCAGACCCCAGUCAGAUAAGGGGGUUGGGG
Alligator sinensis (Chinese alligator) is the source of this 1989-nucleotide messenger RNA. RefSeq names its product zinc finger protein 566-like. Gene Ontology annotation, biological process: negative regulation of transcription by RNA polymerase II. Lineage: Eukaryota; Metazoa; Chordata; Crocodylia; Alligatoridae. The record is from RefSeq and is a predicted model, not a curated record. Gene Ontology annotation, molecular function: DNA-binding transcription repressor activity, RNA polymerase II-specific.